This is a messenger RNA of Paramuricea clavata, 913 nucleotides long. NCBI's taxonomy places the organism in Eukaryota, Metazoa, Cnidaria, Anthozoa, Malacalcyonacea, Plexauridae. The record is from the annotation of a GenBank genome assembly.
AUGGGAGAACUGAAAGCUGUCAAAUAUUCCGAAGGAAUGGAAAAGGAAUUACUCGUGGAAAACAAGCUGCUCAGAAAAGACCUAAGAAACCUUGUUGGUUACAUAACACCAUAUAUCCCGCUCAUUGGAAUAUUAAGUGCUGGAAUUAUUGUCGGAAAACACGUUGUCAUUGCUAAGGUAAGCUGUCCGGAGAAAAAGGAAUAAAUUAACAUUUUUAAUGAUAAAUUUUCAUUAAAAAUGUUUUAGCAAAAUGAAUUAGUAAGGUCAUUGAUGUCGGAUUUAGUAAUGUUAAAAUUGUAAAACAUGGCGUUAAGCAGAAUGUUAUCAAGAUUAAAAAUUGCUCCCUUAAUGUUAACAUUUUUUUUUCUAAAAAAAUUAAGAUCAUGUUUUUUGUGUUUACACAGAAAAAGGAAUAAAUUAACAUUUUUAAUUAUAAAUUUUCAUUAAAAAUGCUUUAGCAAAAUAAAUUAGUAAGGUCAUUGAUGUCGGAUUUAGUAAUGUUAUGAUUGUAAAACAUGACGUCAAGCAGAAUGUUAUCAAGAUUAAAAAUUGCUCCCUUAAUGUUAACAUUUUUUUUUCCUAAAAAAAAUUAAGAUUAUGUUUCUUGUGUUUACACCAGAAAUCCUUGUUUAUUCCCUUACGAUAUGCCCAUUCCAUGCAUGUUUUGCAACGUUUCUGCCACGGUCGUGCCUUUGGUUUUGAACGUAGUUAGUUUUUCCGGAAUAAUGUUCGAACGUAUUUUCUCUAACCAUGGUUUUAUUUGCUGUAGGAAAACGUUACCUUUAAAUAUCAAUCUCAAAAGCUACGUAACCAUAUCGCUCUAGCGCAACCAGCUGCGGAUGAUCGACAUCUUCCUUCAUUUCCUCAUGCUCCAGGGUAUCCGAUUUGGAAUACCAUUCCAAAAGAUCCGUAG